Molecule: messenger RNA, 2759 nt
Organism: Uloborus diversus
Lineage: Eukaryota; Metazoa; Arthropoda; Arachnida; Araneae; Uloboridae
Product: glutamate receptor 1-like
Exons: 14
Coding region: 12-2318 (768 amino acids)
Biological process (GO): synaptic transmission, glutamatergic; monoatomic ion transport; modulation of chemical synaptic transmission
Cellular component (GO): postsynaptic membrane; plasma membrane
Molecular function (GO): transmitter-gated monoatomic ion channel activity involved in regulation of postsynaptic membrane potential; glutamate-gated receptor activity
Source: RefSeq, a predicted model, not a curated record
UAGACGUCAUUAUGUACUAUGGGUGGAAAGUUAUUUAUUACCUCUACGACACUGAUGGCGGCUUGUUAAAGCUGCAGCAUAUCUUUCGCCUGACGACGGAUAAUUACAAACUGGAAGUAAAAGUCGUGAAACGCAUUGCUAAUGCUUCCGACGCCAAUGCUUUCCUGCAUUCGCUGGAAACUAGAGAGCGUGAGAGCCUCAAGUAUGUGGUUCUUGACUGUAGUGCAGAUACUGCCAGAAAGAUUAUAGUGAACCAUGUGCGUGAUAUUUACAUGGGCAGACGGAAUUACCACUUUCUUUUAACUAGUUUGGUAAUGGAUGAAUAUUUAAAUAGCCAAGUUUUAGAAUUUGGAGCCAUAAAUGUUACAGGGUUUCGGAUACUGCAGCCCCCGAGUCCAGAUUUCCGUUAUUUCGUUCCUGCUUGGCAAUCUUUAGAUCCACACAGAUGGCCUGGAGGUGGUACUCAAUAUAUAUCGGCUGAAGCAGCUCUAAUGUAUGACGUGGCCAAAGUCAUACUUGACGCUUACAGUCGCUUACUGAGAAGAAACCCUGAUAUAUUUCGAAAUAAUUUUAGAAGAGGUGAAGUUUACAACAACGGAACAAAAGGGAUAGACUGUAGAAGAGCGCCGGUUUUACCAUGGGAGCACGGCGAAAGGAUUUCUAGAAUUUUUAAAAAGACACACAUUCAAGGACUUACAGGGAACAUAUCUUUUGAUGAACUAGGAUAUAGAUCCAAUUUUUCUAUUGAUGUAGUGGAAAUGACCGUGAACAGCGAAAUGGUAAAAAUUGCUGAGUGGUCUGAACAGAACAAGUUAUUAAUGGUACCUCCUGUAAGAAAAAGGGUUCCUGAAUCACAAAUUAUCUUUGAAAACAAAACAUACAUCGUAACAAGCAUAUUGGAAGAACCAUAUUUGAUGAGGAAGAAAGUUGAGCCCGGAACUGUUAUUGAAGGUAAUGAAAAUUUCGAAGGAUACUGCAAAGAUCUGGCAGACCUAAUAGCAGAUUACUUGAAGUUCAGCUACGUGCUCAAGCUAGUCAAUGAUUCGAAUUACGGUGGUCUGGACCCCAACUCGCCAGUCGGUUGGAAUGGAAUGGUGGGGGAGCUGAUCGGAAAGGAUGCUGAUAUGGCUAUUGCACCUUUAACGAUAACAUCUGCACGAGAGCGGGUCAUAGACUUCACGAAGCCCUUCAUGUCUCUGGGAAUCAGCAUCAUGAUAAAGAAGCCCAUGAAAAAGAAACCGGGUGUCUUUUCCUUCAUGAAUCCUCUGUCCAAAGAAAUCUGGAUGUGCAUCAUCUUCGCUUACGUGGGAGUCUCUGUUGUCCUGUUUUUGGUGAGUCGCUUCUCCCCACACGAAUGGCGAUAUGAAGACUCAUUCAUUGGUCCUUCAGUUUCCAAUGACUUUUCGUUGUACAACAGCCUCUGGUUUUCAUUAGGAGCGUUCAUGCAGCAAGGAUGUGAUAUUUGCCCAAGGUCGAUAGGAGGUAGAAUUGUUGGAAGUGUAUGGUGGUUCUUCACGCUGAUUAUUAUAUCUUCAUAUACUGCCAAUUUGGCAGCUUUUCUCACAGUUGAAAGAAUGGUCACCCCAAUCAAUUCUGCUGAUGAUUUAGCUAAACAAACUGAAGUUGAGUACGGAACUCUCAUGUAUUCUUCAACACAAGAAUUUUUUCGGCGGUCCAAGAUAACCGUUUAUGCUCGGAUGUGGGAGUUUAUGAACUCUAGGAAGCAUGUUUUUGUCUCAUCAUACGAAGAUGGUAUAAAACGAGUAAGGGAGUCAAAAGGAAAAUAUGCAUUUUUAAUGGAAUCAACGAAAAAUGACUACAUAAAUGAACGACAGCCGUGUGACACAAUGAAAGUUGGACGAAACUUGGAUGCAAAAGGCUACGGCGUUGCGACACCUCUUGGAUCUAAUCUAAGAGAUCAGCUAAAUUUGGCAGUAUUAUCUCUUAAAGAGAAAGGAGACUUAGCCAGAUUAGAAAACAAAUGGUGGUAUGAUCGAAGCGAAUGUAGAAAUGGAGACACAAAGGAAUCCUCACAAAACGAGUUAACACUUAGCAACGUUGCUGGAUGCUUUUAUAUAUUGAUUGGUGGCCUCGUCUUAGCAAUGAUAGUGGCUUUACUUGAGUUUUGUUACAAAGCAAGAAUGGAAGCUGUUAGAACAAAGAUGAGUAUGUGUGAAGCGAUGGCAAGUAAAGUAAGGUUGUCAAUCACUGGAGCAAACGACACAGACCGAGGACGGCCUCAAUAUUUCCUACCCACUGAACCACUGGUUAGUUCUGAAGGCCUCUGCGAGCAAGUGAACUAUCACACUAUGGUGUAACAGAGGAUAAUUUUUUAGCAAGUACGCAACGGAAAGCAACUGCGAAUUUUUCAUUUUCAUACCUUGCAACUGCGUCACUGUUUCGCAAAUGACAGUCUGCGUAACAUGAAAAUUUACAAAUAUAUAUGCUGUGUUGUGUAAUAUGAAACAAGAAAUGUUAUUGUUGUUACUUGGGAAAACAUUAAUUUAUGAAUUGGACUUCGGUAUAAGCAUAGUUUUACGUGUUGAUACAUAUUAUUGUGGAAAAGGACAGUGAUGGCUUUUGUGAAAGAUGUUGCUGUAUAUCUAAGUAAGAGUUGCAGCUCUUGUCAGAUGAUAAGCGGAUAUUCAGUCAUAUAUGUAUAUAUUUUAGGUUUAUGCUAAGCAAGAUUAAGGUAAGAAGUGCACCAGCAUUCUCAAGGAAUGAAGCUGAAUUUUUAAACAAACUAAACAUGAACAAAG